GAGUGGGUGGGUGAGCGAUGUCUGAAGUCCCUCUGUGAAGACAGCAAUGACUUGCAGGAUCCUGUCCUGAGCAGCACACAGGCCCAGAGGCUGAUGCAGCUCAUUUGUUAUCCACACCGGCUGCUGGACAACGAGGAAGGAGAAAAUCCUCAGCGGCAGAGGAUUAAACGCAUCUUACAGAAUCUCGACCAGUGGACCAUGAGGCAGUCGUCGCUGGAGCUGCAGCUCAUGAUUAAGCAGACAGCAAACAAUGAGAUGAACUCCUUGUUAGAAAAUAUAGCAAAGGCCACCAUUGAGGUAUUCCAGCAAUCAGCAGAGACCAGCUCUACUGGCAAUGGAGUCAACAAUAUCAGUAGCUCAGCAAGUACUACACCUGCCAGCAACAAAUCCAAACCCAUCCUCAGCUCCCUGGAGAGAUCAGGAGUGUGGCUGGUGGCCCCUCUGAUUGCCAAGCUUCCAACGUCAGUACAGGGCCAUGUGCUGAAAGCUGCUGGAGAAGAACUGGAGAAAGGACAGCAUCUGGGGUCAUCAUCCCGCAAAGAGCGGGACCGCCAGAAGCAGAAGAGCAUGUCCCUCCUGAGCCAGCAGCCAUUUCUGUCACUGGUGCUAACAUGCUUGAAAGGACAGGAUGAGCAGCGGGAAGGCCUCCUCACCUCUCUGUACAGUCAGGUCCAGCAGAUUGUUACGAAUUGGCGAGAAGAUCAGUACCAAGAUGACUGCAAAGCGAAGCAGCUGAUGCAUGAGGCCCUGAAGCUACGGCUGAACUUGGUGGGGGGAAUGUUUGACACAGUUCAACGCAGUACACAGCAGACGACUGAAUGGGCUGUGCUUCUUCUGGACAUCAUCAGCAGUGGCACCGUGGACAUGCAGUCAAACAAUGAGCUCUUCACUACCGUGUUGGACAUGCUGAGUGUUCUCAUCAACGGCACCCUGGCUGCUGAUAUGUCCAGUAUUUCUCAGGGCAGCAUGGAGGAGAACAAGCGGGCGUACAUGAAUCUUGUCAAGAAACUCAGGAAAGAGCUGGGGGACCGGCAAUCUGACAGCCUGGAGAAGGUACGACAGCUACUGCCACUUCCCAAGCAGACCCGAGAUGUUAUCACCUGUGAACCUCAGGGAUCCCUCAUUGACACCAAAGGCAAUAAAAUAGCUGGUUUUGACUCCAUCUUCAAGAAGGAGGGUUUGCAAGUCUCUACAAAGCAGAAGAUUUCCCCUUGGGAUCUGUUUGAGGGCUUAAAGCACUCAGCCCCCCUCUCCUGGGGAUGGUUUGGGACAGUCCGGGUAGAUCGCAAGGUGUCUAGAUUUGAAGAACAGCAGAGGCUUCUUCUGUACCACACACACUUGAAACCCAAGCCCCGUAGUUACUACCUGGAGCCGUUGCCACUGCCCCCUGAAGAGGAAGAGCCUCCUACACCUGUGGCUUUAGAGCCAGAGAAGAAAGCUGCGGAACCAGCCAAGGCUGAUAAAACAAGUUCCAAUCCUGCCACCUCUACUGAAGAACGCAAGAAGAAACAGAGCAAAACCAAGAAACGCAACCAGUCUGCCAGCAAAACUGAGGAUUUUGUGUUGGGCCCUAGCCGAGGAGUUUCAUAUGGAGUUGGUAUGCCUACGGAUCUCUUGCAUCACCAGUCAGGAAGCACUAUGUCAAGGCUGGCAUAUGGGCAGUCACCAGUGGGUCUCUAUGCCCAGAAUCAGCCUCUUCCAGCAGGUGGCCCUCGGCUGGAUACAUCCUACAGACCUGUACGCAUGCCGCUGGGGAAACUUGUUCAGAGUCGUCCUCCCUAUAGUGGUGUGCUGCCUCCAGGGAUGGGGAGCAUGAUGGGUAUUGACCCCUCCUACAAGCCAGCAGUGUACAGGCAGCAGCCUCCAGUGUCCCAGGGACAGAUACUGAGGCAGCAGCUUCAAGCAAAGUUGCAGGGCCAAGGCAUAAUGGGCCAGCAGCCCGUGCGCCAGAUGGCUCCAACCCCAUCCUAUGGAGCCCUGCAGCCCUCCCAGGGUUACACACCUUACGUCUCCCACAUAGGCCUUCAGCAGCAUCCCUCCCAAUCAGGCACGAUGGUACCUCCUACCUAUUCUGGCCAGCCCUAUCAGAAUUCCCACCCCAGCUCUAAUCCUGCCCUGGUGGAUCCUGUUAGACAGAUGCAGCAGAGACCAAGUGGCUACGUACACCAGCAGGCCCCUGGCUAUGGUCACACUUUGGGCAACACACAGAGGUUUCCUCACCAGUCGAUACAACAGGCCCCCAUGAUAAGUGGGAUGAACCAUUUGGGUCCACAAGGAGUGCCCACAGGAAUCCGACCCAGCCAGAUACUGCCUGACCAGCAGCAGCAGCAGUACCUGAGGCAGCAGCAGCAACAGCAGCAGCAGAUGCUGAGGCAGCAACAACAGCAACAACAACAACAGCAGCAGCAGCAACAACAGCAGCAGCAGCAGCCCCAGCCGCCGCAGGCACAGCCGCAGCAGCAGCCCCAGGUCUCCACAGUGCCUCAGCCGCAGGCGCAGGGCCAGCCCCCAGGGCUUGGGAUGCAGGCUCUCCCCCCCCAGCAGCCCAUUGCUGCCAGCCAGGUGGUGUGGCUGUAA
Molecule: messenger RNA, 2577 nt
Organism: Mesitornis unicolor (brown roatelo)
Lineage: Eukaryota; Metazoa; Chordata; Aves; Mesitornithiformes; Mesitornithidae
Product: mediator of RNA polymerase II transcription subunit 12-like
Exons: 17
Biological process (GO): regulation of transcription by RNA polymerase II
Cellular component (GO): mediator complex
Molecular function (GO): transcription coactivator activity; beta-catenin binding
Source: RefSeq, a predicted model, not a curated record